Pestalotiopsis fici W106-1 is the source of this 483-nucleotide messenger RNA. RefSeq lists its product as uncharacterized. The transcript is spliced from 3 exons. Bases 1 to 483 code for a protein of 160 amino acids. NCBI's taxonomy places the organism in Eukaryota, Fungi, Ascomycota, Sordariomycetes, Amphisphaeriales, Sporocadaceae. The record is from RefSeq and is a predicted model, not a curated record.
AUGCGAUUCGCCAAUAUCUUUACAUCUCUCCUAUCGGUGGCCAUGCCCACCGUCACCGCGGCUACCCCGGCGGCGCCAGGCUUGACCUACCUUUACACGGCCAACGUGACGCUGGGCACCAAGUUCAGCAUGGGCGUCGGUCCAUAUGGAGAACGAGUAGCGAUCCCCAUCAUUGGUGGCACGUUCAGCGGGCCCAACUUGAACGGCACUAUUUUGAAUCUCGGGGCCGAUUGGGGAUGGACGGACACGCACAAUAAUCAGGUUACAUUUCAUCCGGACACGCGGUAUCAACUCCGUACUUCGGACGGAGCCAAUAUCUUCAUACAGACCGAAGGCCCCAAGCAGGCCGACGGAACCAUUCAUCUCAGAGAAAAGUUCGAAACGGGCAGCCCAGACUAUUAUUGGCUGAACAAUAUUGUAGCUAUUGGCAUCCUGACGUCGGGAGACGGUUACGUUGUGAUUGACACGUGGCAGGUGAGUUGA